This is a messenger RNA of Vitrella brassicaformis, 1638 nucleotides long. Lineage: Eukaryota; Vitrellaceae. The record is from the annotation of a GenBank genome assembly.
CGCGCAAGAAGGCGUUUGCCCGUGGCCUUGUCCGAGAAGAUGGACCCGCUGAAGUUUCGGAUGGACUUCUUCUGUAAGCCAAGCACACGAACGAGACGGAAAAAUCCCUCCUCACAUCACCUACCUCUUCGGUGGUUUGUGUGCGUUGUGCAGCCCCCAAGGACAGUGAUUCUUCACCAUUGAACAGUUCAAACAGGCCGUGUAGGGCAGACACAAAGGAACGAACACACAGAGCACCGAGAGAACAGGGCUUAUUUGGAUGUGUUGUGUGUGUGUUUGUUGCGUGUGUGUUCAUGCUCUGACAGGAACGCCAAUAUCGUGCCUCACGGCUCCCACUUGGCUGUCAAGAUCAACGGGGGCCCGCUGGGAGUGCUCAAUGCCUACCACCACGGCCUCGUAGACAUCAACGAGAGAGAAGUCAUCCACUUCGCGUGCGUGAGCACAGACGAACGAGGAAGGAUGACCAUCCAUCCACAAUUUUCGCUCACCGUUCUGCUGCCAGUGGUGACGGCCGGCAGUCGAAGCGGGUCGCUCGCAUCUGUGUGUGGACGCUGGACAAGUUCCUCACCUCCUACGACACGCAGGGGCUGUACGUCAUCCGCUACACGCCCCAGAAAUUCACCGGAGAGGAAGUGGUCACGCGGGCCCGCUCUCAAGUCGGCGGCGGGAGGUACAACGUGGUCAUGAACAAGUGCGAGCACUUCUGUACAUGGUAUGGUCAGCGAACGAUUGAGCGGAGGGGAAAGAGGCAAGUGAGGAUGCUGCCAUUAUCUGACUGUCUCUCUGUGUGUGUGUGUGUGUUGUGUGCAGGUGCCACACAGACGUGCAGGGGUCGUGUCAGAUCGAUGCUGCCCUCGUUGGCUUGUUUGCCUCCCACUUGGUGGGCGCCUUGCCCUACGUUAAGGUCCUACCUGCACCAGCGAGGCACGCUGUGGGCAUGGCCGCAGGUGCGAAUCGACAACCAGGGGACAUCCAUCAAUCAGCCAACACAGUACAGCUGGCCAUGAAUUGAAUGAAUGGCAUUGAUUGUGUGUUCAUUUCAUUCAGUUGCGGGGAUGCGAGCAAUGGCCAAGAAGGUGUACAAGAGGGACGUGGUGGACCCCAAGACCACCGACAGAGACAGAGGGGCCGUCGAGGGUGGGGGGCCAGAGGAGACCAUGAUACUCGAGGUAGAAGGGCCGACUGAGGAUGAGGCAUCAUCAGCACCACCAUCAUCAGCGGGGGCUGACGAGGGCCCCAAGCGAGAUGGGGAUGGUCGGAUAAUCAUCACGGAGAGGGAGCUCGUGAGGGGGCUGGAGGGCGAGGUUGUGAUAGGCAGGAAAAACAAGGGCUUCUUGGCCAAGGCGCUGGGCAGGGGAAACUAACUGAUGACUGAUGGAUGGAUGUCAUGGGUCGAUCGGUGGAUGGAUACGUACGGGGAUGCGACUGACUUGCACCGCACCGACGGCUAUGUACAGUGAGUGGCUGGCAAUGGAUUGCUUGUCUAUGAAGUGGUCCAGACAUAGUGUCUCACAGACAUCGCUUUCACAUCUAGAGAGACGGGUCAACCAACCGGCACAAAGGAAAUGCACCAGAGUCCUCGACUCAUGGCGAAAGGCAGCUGAAUCGCCUCAGAACCCUCAGAACGUCUAAAGAGCC